CCAUCUUGCUGCCGAGGGCGGCCACCUUGAAGUUAUGGAUGAACUGCUUGAACGUGGUGCUAAUAUUGAUGCAAGAACUAAAGGCGCUUGUGGUUGGACACCACUUCAUACAGCAGCCAAAGAAAGAAAGAAAGAAGCAGUCAAGUUUCUGAUAGAGAAUGGGGCAUUUUUGCCGGAUGACAUCAACGAUAGCCGAUUUAAUCCACCACUCCAUUACUGCCCUGGUCUUGAAUGGGCAUAUGAGGAGAUGAAGCGUCUUCAAAGAGACAACUUAUCAGCAGGGGAGACAUCUUAUAGCUCUGAAAGUCUAUAAUAACAACGGGCUUGUUGCUCUUGUGUUUGGAGUCUAGUGCUUUUAUGUUUUUCUCUCAACUGUUGGCUAAAGUAUGCUUGAGCCUGUACUCUAUAUUUGCUGUGUUGAUUUUCAGAAGCCUGUGUGGUUUGCAUAUGAUGCUAAUAAAGUAGUUGACAUGAAUUUGAUGGUUAAUUGACCCUGUGAAACUAUAUUGUUAGAAUUCAAUAUUUUUGUGUUUGUCAAGGCAAAAGUGCGGAAAAUACAUGCGCAAUUGCAUUAGCGUUCGCUUUGCAGUUGCAAACAACUUGCCAGAUCA
This is a messenger RNA of Theobroma umbraticum, 611 nucleotides long. RefSeq names its product phytochrome-interacting ankyrin-repeat protein 1-like. Gene Ontology annotation, molecular function: protein binding. The record is from RefSeq and is a predicted model, not a curated record. Lineage: Eukaryota; Viridiplantae; Streptophyta; Magnoliopsida; Malvales; Malvaceae.